Nymphalis io (European peacock) is the source of this 457-nucleotide messenger RNA. Its product is annotated as chorion class CA protein ERA.1-like. Gene Ontology annotation, molecular function: structural constituent of egg chorion. Gene Ontology annotation, cellular component: egg chorion. The coding region runs from base 10 to 435 and encodes 141 amino acids. Gene Ontology annotation, biological process: multicellular organism development; chorion-containing eggshell formation. NCBI's taxonomy places the organism in Eukaryota, Metazoa, Arthropoda, Insecta, Lepidoptera, Nymphalidae. The record is from RefSeq and is a predicted model, not a curated record. The transcript has 2 exons.
CCAAGCAUCAUGUCUACCUUCGCUUUCCUCCUCCUCUGCGUCCAAGCUUGCUUGGUCCAGAAUGUCUACAGCCAGUGUCUUCGUGGAGGCAUCGCUGGACCUAUUGGGUGGGAAGCCGGUCUAGCUGGACCCGCUGGCUGCGGCUGGGGUCCCGGCCUUGCUGGUUUAGGCUGGGAAGGCGGUCUUGCUGGUCCUGCUGCUUUGGGUUGGGGUGCUGGUCUUGGUGCUCCAUUGGGAGCUGCCUACGGAGGUGCCGGUGUUGGUGAUGUAGCAGUCGCUGGAGAAAUGGGCGUCGCCGGUACCACCCUGGUUGCUGGUCAAGUGCCGAUUCUCGGUGCUGUUGAGUUCGGAGGUGCCGUGCCAGCUGCUGGAGCUGUCACCAUCACCGGUAGCUGCGGCGGCGGUUGCGGCUGCAACGGUGGUUACAUCUACUGAGAAAAACUUGUAAUUGAACAAC